GUCACUAAAUAUCUUCUUCCUCCCAGUACCUGUGUUGGAGGUGAGUGGUCCUGUGUCACCCAGUCGUGCCCCGGGACUUGCAGCAUUGAAGGAGGCUCCCACAUUUCCACCUUUGAUGAGAAGCAUUAUUCCUUCUUUGGAGACUGCAGCUACGUCCUAACCAAGCUCUGUGACAGCAACGAAUUCACUGUUCUGGGAGAUAUCUACAAGUGUGGCCUGAGUGACACCGAGACGUGUCUCAAGGGUGUCGCCGUCAGCCUGAGUGGAGGACAAACUAACAUUGUCAUCCAGCCCUCCGGCAGCGUAUUUGUGAAUAAGAUCUACACACAGCUGCCAUUCUCUGCAGCAAACGUCACCAUCUUCAGACCAACAUCUUUCUUCAUAAUUCUCCAAACCAACUUUGGCCUUCAGAUACAGAUCCAGCUCGUGCCUCUCAUGCAAGUUUUUAUAGACUUGGACCCAGCACACAAAGGGCAGACCUGUGGGCUCUGUGGGAACUUCAAUGAUGUGCAGACAGACGAUUUCAAGACCACCAGUGGUGUAAUAGAGGGCACUUCAGCUGCUUUUGGCAACACUUGGAAAACUCGGGCUGAUUGCCCUGAUGCCAAGAACACCUUUGAGGACCCCUGUACUCUCAGCAUACAAAAUGACCAGUAUGCCCGGCACUGGUGUGGGCUGCUCUCUGACACCAAGGGACCUUUUGCUGCGUGCCACCCGACAGUGAAUCCAGAAGUUUACCAGAAGAACUGCAUGUUUGACACGUGUAACUGUGAGAAGAGCGAGGACUGCAUGUGUGCUGCCCUUUCCAGCUACGUCAGGGCCUGUGCUGCCAAAGGAGUGGUCCUUGCUGGAUGGAGGAGCAAAGCCUGCACAAAAUACACCACCUCGUGUCCAAAGUCCUUGCAGUACACCUACUUCCUGAACUCCUGCCAACCCACCUGCCGGGCUCUGAGCGAGCCUGAUGUCACCUGCAGCAUCGAGUUUGUCCCCGUGGAUGGCUGCACCUGCACAAAUGGCACCUACAUGGAUGAGAGUGGCAAAUGUGUGCCAGCUAACGAAUGCCCCUGCUACUACAGAGGGACACCUCUGGCUUCUGGAGAAGUUAUCCAUGAUAAUGGUGUUGUCUGCACUUGCACCUUUGGAAAGCUGAGCUGCUCUGGAGAGAAACCUGAACCAGUCUGUGUAUCUCCCAUGGUCUAUAUUGACUGUGGCAAUGCCAGUGCUGAUGUGACAGGAGCAGAAUGCCAGAAGAGCUGUCAGACCCUGGAUAUGGAAUGUUACAAAACCCGCUGUGUCUCAGGCUGUGUGUGUCCUCACAAUCAAGUGUUGGAUGGCAGAGGUGGCUGCAUAGCUCCAAAAGACUGUCCGUGUGUUCACAAUGGGGAUUUCUACAACCCAGGAGAAUCCAUCAGGGUUGGCUGUAACAACUGCACGUGUAGAGACAGAAAAUGGCACUGCUCCCAGGAACCUUGCCUGGAGACCUGCUCUGUUUAUGGGGAUGGCCACUACACCACCUUUGAUGGCAGGCGCUUUGACUUUGAAGGAGACUGUGAAUAUGUUCUGGUCCAGAACUACUGCGGUCAGCAAAGUAUGAAUCAGGGAAUCUUCAGAGUCAUCACUGAGAACAUUCCAUGUGGCACGACUGGAACCACUUGCUCCAAGUCCAUUAAACUUUUCCUGGAUAACUAUGAGCUGGUACUUAAGGAUGGACACUCUGAUGUCAUCCAGAGGGCCCCUGGAGGGAAAAUGCCAUUCCAAAUGCGUUCCAUGGGCAUCUACACGGUGGUUGACACCACUGUUGGCGUGAUACUCAUGUGGGAUGGGAAAACCAGUAUUUUCAUCAAACUUACUCCCAGCUUCAAGGGACAUGUCUGUGGACUUUGUGGAAACUACGAUGGCAACGGAAACAACGACUUCACCACUCGCAGUCAGUCUGUGGUAGGGAACGUGCUGGAGUUUGCCAACAGCUGGAAGGUGUCUUCUAGCUGCCCAAAUGCCAAUGGAACAAAGGAUCCAUGCACUGCAAACCCAUACAGGAAAGCCUGGGCACAGAAGCAAUGCAGCAUCAUUACCAGCGAAGUGUUUGCAAAGUGCCACUCCCAGAUUGAACCAAAUGAAUACUACCAAGCCUGCGUGGAUGAUGCUUGUGCCUGUGACACUGGAGGAGACUGUGAAUGUUUCUGUACAGCAGUAGCUGCCUAUGCUCAAGCGUGCAAUGAGCUGGACAUCUGCAUUUCAUGGAGAACUCCUUCCAUUUGUCCUCUGUUCUGUGACUACUACAACCCAGAAGGGGAGUGUGAGUGGCACUACAAGCCAUGCGGAGCUCCUUGCAUGAAGACCUGCAAAAAUCCAAGUGGGAGAUGCCUUCAUGAGCUGAGAGGUUUGGAAGGCUGCUAUCCAAACUGUCCAAAGAACAAGCCCUAUUUUGAUGAGGAAACCAUGACCUGUGUUGCUUAUUGUGGCUGCUAUGAAGAUGGAAAACACUACAAACCAGGAAUGCUGAUGCCUUCAAAGGAGAAUUGUCAAUUAUGUGAAUGCACGAAUCACGGCAAAAAAUGCACAUACAACGUCUAUGAUGGCACAGGAGGGUGUAUCAUCGCAGUCUGUGGUGCCAAUGGAACGCUGGAAAGGACUGUCUACGACUGUCCAGUCACAACAACACCCACAACAGGAACAACGUUCCACUUCAGCACUACGCCACCUGUCACUACUUCCACAGUGUCACCGACUACAUCAGUGUGUGUUCAUGAAGUCUGUGAGUGGUCACAAUGGUAUGAUGGGAGUCAACAAACCCCUGGCUAUGACGGUGGAGAUUUUGAAACUUUUGAUGAUUUGAGAGCUAAAGGUUAUGAAGUCUGUAAAGCUCCACGAGCUGUACAAUGCAGGGCAGAGAAAUUCCCGGAUAUACCACUGCAAGACCUCGGCCAAAAAGUAGAAUGCAGUACGAAAUCUGGGCUCAUAUGCUACAACAAAGAUCAAAUCUCAAUGCUGUGCAACAACUACGAAAUCAGGAUCUUGUGCUGUGUUUUCGUGCCAUGCUCUUCCACAACACAUUCCAGCACGUCAACACCGAUCACGACGACCACAAAAACAUCAAGCACAAGUGAAGAAACAUUUACAACCACUACACCCUUUAGCACGACUUUCGGAAUUACAACAUUCACAACUACCGAAUUACCAAGUACAACAACGACCGAAACAACAACACCUGUCACCACUACUCCUUCCACAACACCUCCUUGCAUAAAAGAAGAAUGUUACUGGUCAAGGUGGUAUGAUGUCAGUUAUCCGGGGUCUGGAUACAACGAUGGAGAUAUCGAAACAGUCCAGAACAUUAGAAAGAAGGGAUACAAAGUCUGUGAGAACAGAAAGGCUGUUGAAUGCAGAGCUGUAAGGUUCCCUGAUGUACCAUACCCACUCCUGGAGCAACACAUAACAUGUAAUACACAAGGUUUGAAAUGCUACAAUAAAGACCAACUACCACCCAUCUGCUAUAACUAUGAAGUAAGAUUUAAAUGCUGUGAAAAUAUAACAGUACCAUGUGAGACAACAACAACGCCAUAUACAACCACACGAAAAUCAGAAUCAACCACAAUAUUUACAACAACUACAGAACCAACAUCUACAGAAGUAACAACCACACCACACAUCUACACCAAACACCAGACAACUACGUCAUCAACAACUCCACCCGAGACACAACAUAUCCAUAAACCAACAACACAGCCAACGACGGAGAGCCCCAUCACCACCCAGUCCACAACUUCCUGCGAGCCCGAGAUCU
Merops nubicus (carmine bee-eater) is the source of this 3784-nucleotide messenger RNA. Its product is annotated as mucin-5AC-like. The transcript is spliced from 21 exons. Gene Ontology annotation, molecular function: protein binding. The annotation marks the transcript as partial. Lineage: Eukaryota; Metazoa; Chordata; Aves; Coraciiformes; Meropidae. The record is from RefSeq and is a predicted model, not a curated record. Gene Ontology annotation, cellular component: extracellular matrix.